GGUUGCAUGCGCAUGAGAAGGCUCGGUCAUGGCCAUUCAGUCGUGUUUUUGCGUCUCCAGAAGUAUCGCAGCAUCUGGGACGUUAACAACAGGGGCUAUGCUGAGGACAUUCACGUGUCGGAUAUCCUUGUGUGGGCCAUGAUUGAAACGUGCGCGGACAUACGCCGUCAUGCUCCACAGUGGCUUGCAUGA
This is a messenger RNA of Suillus clintonianus, 192 nucleotides long. RefSeq lists its product as uncharacterized. Lineage: Eukaryota; Fungi; Basidiomycota; Agaricomycetes; Boletales; Suillaceae. The transcript has a single exon. The annotation marks the transcript as partial. The record is from RefSeq and is a predicted model, not a curated record.